Capsicum annuum is the source of this 945-nucleotide messenger RNA. RefSeq names its product probable CCR4-associated factor 1 homolog 7. Gene Ontology annotation, molecular function: poly(A)-specific ribonuclease activity; nucleic acid binding. The record is from RefSeq and is a predicted model, not a curated record. Gene Ontology annotation, cellular component: P-body; CCR4-NOT core complex; CCR4-NOT complex. NCBI's taxonomy places the organism in Eukaryota, Viridiplantae, Streptophyta, Magnoliopsida, Solanales, Solanaceae.
AUGACGUGUUGUUUUCUUAUUCGAGAGGUUUGGAAUGAGAAUCUGGAGGAAGAAUUUGUGUUGAUGCGGGAGAUUAUUGAUGAUUAUUCGUUUGUUGCUAUGGAUACGGAGUUUCCUGGAGUGGUGAUUCGGCCGAUUGGAAAUUUUAAGAGUAUUAAUGAUUUUUAUUUUCAGACACUUAAAGGAAAUGUUGAUAUGUUGAAGUUGAUUCAGUUACGGUUGAUAUUUUCAUAUGAAAAUGACAACUUGCCAAAUUAUGGAACUGAUCAAUGCUGUAUUUGACAAUUCAAUUUUCGUGAAUUCAAUCCGAAUGAGGAUGUUUUCGCAAAUGAUUCUAUUGAGUUGUUGCGCGAAAGUGGGAUUGAUUUCAAGAUGAAUAAUGAAAAGGGUAUUGUUGCUAAGCGAUUUGGGGAGCUUUGGAUGUCAUCAGGGGUUGUGCUAAAUGAUAGUGUUUCGUGGGUUACGUUUCACAGUAGGUAUGAUUUUUGAUACCUGUGGAAGCUGUUGAAUCGACGGGAUUUGCCUAAUACGCAAGAAGGUUUUCUUACCUUGCUAAAUUUUUACUUUCCUGUCAUUUUCGAUAUCAAGCACUUGAUGAAGUUCUGCAACAGCCUUCAUGGUGGAUUGAACAAGCUUGCGGAGCUGUUAAAUGUUGAGAGGGUUGGUAUUUGUCAUCUGGCGGGUUCACAUAGCUUACUCACUGCUUGUACAUUUAGGAAUUUGAAAGAGAACUACUUUAGCGGUUCACAGGAGAAGUAUGUUGGUGUCUUGUAUGGUCUAGGUGUUGAAAAUGGGCAGAGUUCUCAUUGAAGAAAACAUAUAUAAAUAAAUAAAACUUUAGGGUAGGUGUUUAUUAUUUCUCUGUGUGUUGUAUGAUGCUGCGUUCCUAUGUAUACUUUUUGGUAAUUCGUGGUGAUUUAUGGUAUCCACCUUAUUUUGGUUUUA